Messenger RNA from Gregarina niphandrodes, 984 nucleotides. RefSeq names its product TFIIB zinc-binding protein. The record is from RefSeq and is a predicted model, not a curated record. Lineage: Eukaryota; Apicomplexa; Conoidasida; Eugregarinorida; Gregarinidae. The transcript has a single exon. The annotation marks the transcript as partial.
AUGUCGGAGUUGCGUUGUGGGCACUGUCGGUCUACGCGUGUGCAGCGUGACGCGGCAGGUUUCUACGUGUGUGCUGCAUGUGGUACGGUGGUUGAGAAUGUGCGUGCUACAGAGAGGGAUGAAGAGGACGUUUUGUUUGAAUAUACGGGGGACAAGAGUGGUGAGACAGGUUGGAGUCGGUUGGUGGCAGCGCGGAAGCGUCGUCGUGUUCGUGCCGGUCCGGCGCCUGCACCGGAUGUGUAUUUCCGGAACGAUUUUGCGGACACACGCGUGCGUCGAGAGUUAACGGAGGCGGAUUUGUUAUGGGCCCUGGGUCUGUCCAUACGCCGUGCUGUGGCCGAUCUGGUUGAGCGUUAUCAAGUCGACGACGGCGCCGCUUGGGAGUCAAGUGCGCGCUUCGUCUGGCUUUCAUUGCUCAAGUUCUACAGACAAAAUGGCAUUGCCUUCCGUUCACACUUCGCGGACAGUGCACAUCGACACCUCAACUUACUCCCCACCCGUCUACCCGGCCUCCUCCAAGACCAACUCGCACCACUCGAUGACCAAGGCCUCGCUUUCCCCGACCUAGGGCCCCAAUCCGGCCAACGAUCCCACUUGGAGGACCACGACCACUUGGGAUCGGACCACGACCACUUGGGAUCGGAGCUUCCGGGCUGGUUGAGAAUUUAUGUAACGCUCACCAAGAUUAUGUCGACGAGCAUGGUGGACUAUGCGAGCAAGCUGUUGUGCGAGACUGAGACUGCGUCCUCGGAACUGCGGUUGUUAGAGAACGCGCGUGUGUCCGAAGCGGGACGCGAACUGGAGGCGGAACCGGAACCGGUGGGACGCGAACCGGAGGCGGAACCGGAGGCGGUGGGACGCGAACCGGAGGCGGAACCGGAGGCGGUGGGGGGAGGGGAAGACGACGUGGUGUAUCGGCAUUUGCGGGAGGUGAAGGAGGGCGCGUCUCCGUGGUCCCGGAAGAGUCGGUGGUCGCCGCGAAAG